GAUUUUCAUGACGAUCUCUCGAUAUCAGAAUUUUCCCUUUUGUAUAUACACGUGUCUCCUCUGGUCCUGUGGAGAUGAAAAUUGACAUCCACACUCACAUUCUACCAAAGGAAUGGCCUGAUCUAGAAAAGAGGUUUGGCUAUGGAGGCUGGGUGCAGCUCCAACAGCAAGGCAAGGGAGAAGCAAAGAUGAUGAAAGACGGGAAGGUCUUCAGAGUGAUCCAACAGAACUGCUGGGACCCAGAAGUCCGCAUCAGAGAAAUGAACCAGAAAGGAGUGACAGUGCAAGCUCUUUCCACAGUUCCCGUCAUGUUUAGUUACUGGGCCAAACCUAAGGACACUUUGGAACUGUGCCAGUUUUUAAACAAUGACCUCGCUGCCACGGUGGCCAGAUACCCUCGAAGGUUUGUGGGUUUGGGGACAUUGCCUAUGCAAGCCCCGGGGCUGGCUGUCGAGGAGAUGGAGCGUUGUGUAAAGGAGCUAGGAUUUCCAGGAAUCCAGAUUGGAUCCCACAUCAACAUGUGGGACCUGAAUGACCCGGAACUCUUCCCCAUCUACACGGCGGCUGAGAGGCUGAAUUGUUCUCUGUUCGUGCAUCCCUGGGAUAUGCAGAUGGAUGGACGGAUGGCCAAAUACUGGCUGCCUUGGCUCGUAGGAAUGCCAUCGGAGACCACCACGGCCAUUUGCUCCAUGAUCAUGGGUGGGGUGUUCGAGAAGUUUCCCAAACUCAAAGUGUGUUUUGCACAUGGAGGUGGUGCUUUCCCCUUCACCAUAGGAAGAAUUGCUCAUGGAUUUAACAUGCGCCCAGAUCUCUGUGCCCGGGACAAUUCAUCUGACCCCAGAAAAUACCUUGGCUCCUUCUACACGGACUCCCUGGUUCAUGAUCCUCUGUCUCUCAAGCUAUUGACAGAUGUUAUAGGGAAGGAUAGAGUUAUUCUGGGAACUGAUUACCCCUUUCCACUAGGUGAGCAGGAGCCUGGGAAGUUGAUAGAGUCUAUGGCAGACUUUGAUGAAGAAACAAAGGAUAAACUUACAGCUGGCAAUGCCUUGACUUUUUUGGGUCUUGAGAGAAAACUAUUUGAAUGACAGAAUUUACCAUGAGAAGCUAUGUCACUUCUGUCUUUGAACAUGAGCCAUACACACAUCUAUUUUGAAUUAUGUCACCCAAAAAAUGGAAUAUCCCCCUCCAGAUGAAGCUAGAAGAUCAGGAAUUCAGGUUCCAGACCACUCUGGGCUACUUGAGACUGCCUAAAACAAGGGUGGGGGUAAUAUUUUCAAUAUUUCACCUUGUAAAUAAGAUGUUUCAUAAGGUCUUUAGUCUGAAAUGUAAUGUGCUGAGAAGCAGCACGUUACUACAUAUGCAAAUCAAAAGCAUUUAAUUUGAAAGAAAUAAUUAAUGUAUAAGUAAUUAUUUAAAUAGGAAAAAUCCAACACCAGCUUUAUCCUAGAAGGCUCAGGGUCUCUAUUCUGAUCAAAGACAUGGGAAUUGUACCCAAAUAAUAAGGUUUUUUCCAGUUGUAACCCUUUCUGCUAGCCUAGCCAUUCAAUGGGAAUGUUUUUAUCUUUGUAUCGUACACACAAGAUAUGCACAAGUUCAAAGGUUCUAAAAGCCAGUUAAGAAAGCAAGGCAAAUGCUUAUGGAAUAAUUGCUGAUUGAUACAACACAAAGCUCAAAGACGCUUCAGUACAAACUUGUUCUAGUGUCUCAUAGGUGGGUAGAUCUUAGAACUUGACCUGAGUCUGGGAGGAUGGGUGAACACUUCCUUAAAAACUAAAAGGACUAUGGUCGGGCAUGGUAGUACAUGCUUCUCAAGCCAGCACUCAGGAGGCAGAGGCAGGCAAUAGGUCUCUGCUUGAGGCCAGCUUGGUCUACAUAGCAAGCUCUAGGCCAGCUAGCCAAGGAUACAUAGUGAGACCCUGCCUCAAAAAUAAAUAGGUAGGCCUGGAGAGAUGGCUCAGUGGUUAAGGGCACUGACUGAGUUCAAUUCCCAGUAACCACAUGGUAGCUCACAACCAUCUGUAAUGAGAUCCAAUGUCCUCUUCUGGUGCCACUGAAGAGAGACAGUGAACUCACAUAUAUUAAAUAAAUAAACAAACAAACAAACAAAUAAAUAAAUCUUUAUUUUAAAAAAAGUAAAUAAGAGAAGAUGGAAGAUGGACCAGAAGAGAAGGACUUAAGAAAACAGGUUUGACUUCAAACUGGAUGAAACUUUGUUCUAAGGGGAAUUUCAUUUAAAAGUUUACCUUUACCAGAGCAGGAGGCAUAGAGUCAGCUCUGGGGAAGGAGUGGGUAACUUCACAACACUCUCAUUCUAGGCACUUACUGCUCCACCUGAGUAGCUGUAAAGGAACUUGGGCUGGGAUGGGGUGGCAGGCAGUGUCUCUCCUUCAUGGGCCUAUGGCUGAAUCAAACAAUCCUUCCAUAGCACAUGCUUAACCCUGGACUCACUCUUAAGUCCCUUCUUUCCCAUUCUGCUACAAAGUCAGGCUCCCUAAUAACAUGUAACUGGAGCUGCCUUGUCAACAGAGAAAGAAGAAAGCUAACGAAUACCCAUGAUCCUAUUCUUCACCGUCCAUGUCUCGAUGCUCCAUCUCCUUCCUGAUCCUCUUGUUGCUUUCUAGAAUUUUCACCAACUAUCACUCGACUUACUAGUCCAAUCUGUCUUGAAAGAAAAAUAAAGUUGAACAAAGCAACACUUGGAA
Messenger RNA from Rattus norvegicus (Norway rat), 2702 nucleotides. RefSeq names its product aminocarboxymuconate semialdehyde decarboxylase (gene Acmsd). The record is from RefSeq and is marked validated. Bases 75 to 1085 code for a protein of 336 amino acids. Gene Ontology annotation, cellular component: cytosol. The transcript is spliced from 10 exons. Gene Ontology annotation, biological process: negative regulation of quinolinate biosynthetic process; L-tryptophan catabolic process. Gene Ontology annotation, molecular function: hydrolase activity; zinc ion binding; carboxy-lyase activity. Lineage: Eukaryota; Metazoa; Chordata; Mammalia; Rodentia; Muridae.